AAAUUGCUCUCAAAAAUGAAUCACUCAACUUAAAAAUCAUAAUCACAUUCAGCAGAAAGACGCUCUACUUCAAUUUUUAUACAUCCUUUUCCUAAACCUCCAAGUUUUUCUGAUAUAUCAAUAUUUAAGAUUGAUUUUAGUAAGGAAAAUAUUCCACCCUAAAAAAUAAGUUGGGGAUAAUAUUCUUAAUCUCUUUAAUUAUCUACUAUUUCUUAAAAGAAAAAGCCAACAUAAAAAUAUGUUGAAUUGGAAUCUCAAACUGAUUCCAAAAUUAAAUUCAAAUUUCCUCUAUAUACAGAUCAUCAACUUGGCAUCAAACCAGAAUUUUAAAAUUUAUUGUAAGAAGCAUAUGAUAAUGAUGAUGAUAUCAAUACAAAAGAAAGUGUAAUGAAUUUUUUUAUAGAUGUUUGCAAAAAAGAUUUAAUAUAAGGGAUAGUUGAAAAUCAAUAAAUUAAAGAUUAACAAGGGUAUUUAAAGUAUUAAUAUAAAUAGAAAUCCCAUUCUAAAUUUUUCAGGCUUGACACAAAGAUUAAGUGCUCAAUAUGAAUCUAUAAAGGAGAAUGCAGAAUGA
Paramecium sonneborni is the source of this 571-nucleotide messenger RNA. The record is from the annotation of a GenBank genome assembly. Lineage: Eukaryota; Ciliophora; Oligohymenophorea; Peniculida; Parameciidae.